Amoebophrya sp. A25 is the source of this 7527-nucleotide messenger RNA. NCBI's taxonomy places the organism in Eukaryota, Dinophyceae, Syndiniales, Amoebophryaceae. The record is from the annotation of a GenBank genome assembly.
UGCACAGUAAGGAAUACCGUACACACGCGUGGUGAGCCUGCAACUACCCCCUUAUUCUCCUGCUCAAAGUGAUGAACUCCGCGUAAACGUGGUAGGCUCAUGACUUUUUCUUGGUUUCCCACCAUACAGAUUACAAAGAACAGCAAGAAAGAACAUGCUUAGUUCGCACGAGAAUAGAAUCGUUCGUUCAUCCGAAAAUGGUGUGAUGUUAUUGAAAAACUUAGUUUUCUUGUGUUGAUCGAGUACAUGUAGAACAAAGACACUUUGGUCAUAUCGUUUGUUUUAUCAUCUUUCAGAAACUAAUUUUCAUUUGAUUUUCAUUUAGAUCUACAAGAUUGGUUACCAUCUUCGACUUCUUGUUCACCCUCAUUUUCAAUCUUAUCGCAGUUUCACUAAAGGUGUAAGACCACAUACACAUACACAUAAAAUGCUGGUGAUUGAAGGUCCUGAAAGGAAACGAUUUACUUGGAGGAAGCGAACAAGCGGGGGCAAUCGUGGUCGUCCUCGCACGCAGCUAGGAUUAGGAGCGUUCAUUUUGAGCUCCCCUGCUGUUUUUUCUGGCGUAGAGGUUUGUUCAGCUUCACGACCACCUUGUGGCUCGUCAGUGCCCAAUGUCACGUCAGCAUCUACUGGUAAAGCCCGUGUGCCAGGAGCUGGAACUGCGAGUUUAUCGAAAACACGUAAGCCUGCUACCCCUGCUGUAGAGCAGAACGCAUUGCUUCCUCUGCCCGAUCGCAAGGCGCGGACCACCGACAAUAGAGAAGUUUUUAGACAACUCCAUGGAUCAGGACCCCCACUGGCCGAGCAGGUUCGCAGUUUUUGGAACGGUCUGUGGUCCUCUUCGGGACAGAGGCACGCUGGGCAACUUGAAGCCGGUCGACAACCCUGGGACAGGAGCCAGGAUGAUGUUGCUCAUAUCGCGCAACACGAAAGAGGUGCUGGUGGAAGUGGGCGUUUUUACGGGGAUAACCACGGUGGUGGACGUGGAGACGUUAUCUAUUCGGCAUCGGGAAGUGCAAGUGGUGCCUCGUCGAGGGGUUCUAGUCACGGUUCUUCUGCACUUUCUUCACAAGGUCCACGAAGGAGUACCGCCAUUUGCAGUGCACACGGUGGCGACACUGAUGGCGACUUAAGCUUAAGGUUGAUGGACCUCGUUGAAUUUAUCAUUAUUCCAAAAGAUUAUAUUAUCAACCGUUGAUAUGAUCAAAAUUUUCCUCAUUCCAUGUUUUUCACGUCAGCAGAUGAACACAAACUAUUUUUCUUCGGGCUUGUUUUUGACAUCUUAGGAUAUCUAUAUUCCUGGAUGAAAUGAAUUCUUUUGAGCUCGAAUAAUCCCAGGAGAUCCAGAGAGCGAAAGCUGUCUGCAAAAGACUUCGAAGAGCAUUGGUGAUACCGGGACCACCGCAAAGCCAGAGCCAACCCCGACAGCGAAUACCGCGGAAAAGGCAGCGCCUCCUCCAGCUUUUUUGGCAGCCACUCAGGACUCGUGCUCAACAAGAAAUAAUACCGCUGGAAGCGAAGAAGAUGAUCAUCAUGGUUGUGAAACAUCGCAUAGGGAGCCAGAGAAGAAAAAUAUGAGUUCCCGACAAACUCAAAACAGUAACAUAACUCCCUGUGCAAGACAAGAAGAACAAAGACCACAGUGGCCAGAGCAUCAUUUGCUGGGCUCACAGAAGUCACUGGGCAGCGAGAAGGCCCAGCAAGAUUCAGGCAAGCGGCCAGGCGCUUUACGACGAGCAGCAGCCGAAACCGAUGAAGAAGAUGUCGCGAUGCACGAUCUAGGAAGAGCUGAAGGGGCGGCUUCACCUGGUCGCGAGCAUGGUUACGAAGCUGAACAAGGCGCAACUUCACAGGAUGCGCUAACGUCGACACAAACAUCGCUUGACACUGGUGGAGCAAGUAGUUGUAAAAAGACGGCCGCGCCGGAGCAGACGAAGAGCGAAGGCAGUGUAAUGAUGCGGGCACUCCCACGGUUGGAUGGUUAUCACUGCGGAAGAGAGGAGCAGUGUUUGGUACCGUUUCAUAAGAUAAUUGCGAGCUCUUCCGAUUCCGUCAGCGCCCACAUUUUCGCUCCGUUUGACUUUGAUACCCCAGACGGAAAAGCUGGUGAGAACGGUAGCACUUGUACCAUCGGAAACCCUCAAGAUUCAGCCACUCGUCCUGAGGUUUGGAGCACCCCCGGCCCUGCAAUUUAUUUAUCGAACCAAGACUGGAGUAGAGCAGCUGCAUCAUAUUCAUUAGGGAAGAACUUUGCGUGGUCAGAGGAGCACAGCCGGGAGGCUCAGAAAAAACGUUACGGGUCUGCUUUGGUUGUAGCAAGUGCGGAUCGAAGCGUGUGGCUCAAGUUUUUUGCAUACCUUGGAGGCUUUCGACAUGUGAAGGGGGAGACAAAAAUGACGCGCAAGGAAUGUGAGCAGUAUUGCUUUAGUCUUGCCACAUGUAAUUACUCAGUUUUUUUUCCGGAGAGCGGUGUGUGCCGACUGACUCGCAAAUGCACCCCUCAGCCAAACGACGAUAACUGGCUUUCACACAUGAGCGAGAAAGGUGAAAGGGGCGCACCCUCUUCGUCUAUGUUUAUACAAAGCACAGCCGAGGGCGCAGAGGACCUUGGAGCUGCUAUGUCUGGACCUGGAGCUACCAGCGUACCCUCUUGGCUUUAUGGCGCUCUUUCAUUCAGUCAUCUUGUUUUCAGCGAGUUCCUUUGUUUAAUGAAAUAUCAAGUCUGUGGUCUUCCUCGGUUCAUCAACAUAUUUAGUACCUAGCGGAGGUUUCGUUUUGCUGUACUUAGUUGCUUUGAAAAUAAGUAUCUAUAAGAUUUAGAAGUCUUGCGAAAAAGAUUGUGAGAUUAGCAAUUAUGCUUUGUCUCUGUAAUAAUUAGACAUAAUGAAAAGGUGCGGGGAGUAGAUCUAGAUGAAUGUGGAAGCAGCUCUAAAGUUUGGCGCAAGCGCAAGAUUCCGCUUCUCGAAGCGUCCCUUGUGGUCAGCUAGCGUCCCAGAAUACUGACGCAGACUCGCGUUAUGAGGAUCUUCCGCAGGGACUGUCUCUGGCAGAGUACGAUGAGCAAGAAUCUGAAUCAGAGAAGCUACACGAAAAAUGGGAGUCGCGCAUACACCAAGGAGCCGCAACUUACCAAACUGCAUGUGGUGAGGAUGAAAGUGACAGCGACGAACACAUCAAUACUCACGAUUUCUUAAGGCUUGUAAAAGAAUUCCAUUUCAGAUGACGAUGUGGACGAAGUGAUGCAUCCUUGAUCCCAUAUCAAGACAAAACCGACGGACUGAUGACCCAAGGGAUGGGAGCAUUUUGCGACGUGCUCUAAUGUAUGCUGCGGAUCUUGAUGGUGAUGCCUCUGACAGCGAUACGGGGUGCAGGCAAUGGGAAGAGCAGCCUCCUGAUGAAGAGUCCUCACAUCCUGCAGUUGGUGAAGAAGAAGAUGAUGAGAUAAUUAAGGCUACUAGUUUUUUACUACCCCAUGUUAACUAUGGUGCAGGGCGGGUUUCCUCUUGAUUCUAAGGGGGUUUUAAGUGGCAAAAAGGCGAAGUGAAGUCAGAGUCACUCAACCAGGCACAGUGAAAUGAAACAAGCGCUAAUAUAGAUGACAGCGGAAGCGAUAGCGGAACGUAUUUAGAAAAGAUAUGCGAUUUGCAAAAACGGAUUAGAAUAGUCUCGCAAACUAAAGACUAUGUGGAUGACAUGGAGCAAAUUCGCCUUGACAUUGAACGGCAAGAGAAUGAAGAUUAAGGCGCGACACAACAAUUCAUUUCCGUAGGACGUAGUAUUUUCUCUUACAUAUAGAUACAUUUGCACUGUUCUCUCUGCUUAAAAGCUUAUUUGCAACGGUUGCUUGUUACCUCUGAGUUGGUUACAAUGUUGAACUACAACAGAGACACACGCAUGACAUUCCUGUCCGAGGAUCAUUUUCUUCCGUUUCUUUCUUGAGAUCAUGAAGCUAUGGAGGGAAGAAGUGAACUGUUUGGGGCUCUAAGGAGGGAGGCGAAAGAAGCUGGAGCGGAGGAGAGAAACGAGAAGGCUUCUUUCUGAAGUCAAGCUCUCUGAUGGCGAACAAAUGGGAGACUACACCAGCGGAAGUGAGAAUGAGGAUGACGCAAUGGACAUCGAGGCCGAGUCCGGACCACCAGAUGGGGAUGAAAUGGAAGAAAAACGCGCUCUAUGAACUAGAUUAUCUCAACUAACGUCAAAAUUUUCUAAAUCUAAUGCUAGUUAGUUUAGAUUCACUUUCACACUUGAUCUCGAUGUGCGACGUGCACGCCGAUGUAAUUUCUAAAAUUAUUUUUGGCCUGCUUCCCAGGUAUCCUACCUCUAGGUGUCUAAUAGAUCAUUUCAAGCACUGUUCUCUCCGCUACUUCAAAGCUUAUUUUUGGAGAGAGAAUUGAGUUACUUGAGUUGCGAAGAGAUACCGAAAAGAAUAAAGGAAAAGUCAGCGCCAUUAGGUUUAAAUAACUAAGUCUGAAGCUAUUUUUGUGAAAGCUACUGAUACCGAGAGAGAAGUUCUUGUUGUCUAAGUUGCUGUGGUGAUUCCGACGAAGUUGUGACUCACCCAAGCGCCAGAUCUCGUGCCGACACAGGGGAAACGGUCGGUUAUUGGGGAGCUCCUCUUAAGCCUGGUUUCAUUAUUCAUUGAUUUCGCUAGUAAUGCUGACAGAUAUUCCUUGCCCUCCAAUAAGAAUAAUUGCAAAUUACCGCUUGGUGGCCACAACUUCGACAUAUCUUUAGUAGGCUCGUCUGAUAGUACUUGGAUUUGUUCCCAACUGGAUUCUGAUAGAUGACCAUGACAAGAAUAGGACUGGGUGAAUGAAAUGGAUCUUCGAGCUUACCUUUAAUGUCAAACAGCAAGAUCCGAAAGAGGAAGAUUUUCAUAGUGGUGAAAAAAAGGCGGAAAAUGAAGGAAAGCAAUGUUUCGAUUUCAACAGUGUAUCGACGUCAGCACGAUCGGCUAAUGGCCUAGUGUGCUACUGGGUCAAUGAUCCUGAGGAAGGUGGGCAAGAAUUAGCGGCAGAGCUAAAGGAGGCCCUGGAAAACCUCACUGAGGAUGACGGCGGUGAGAUGAAGUCUUCUCAGGCGCCAGGCGAUCUAAUGGUAGGUCGCUCGCCGCAGUUUGGUGCAGGAGGUGGGACACGAUUUCAAGCUACAGACAGUGCGGAAGUUGUAGACGGUCGCGGUGAAGGUUCAACAACACCUCUUGACGCCCCGGAGAUACUUCGUCCCCAAGGACACCGCAGAGGACAUGGUCUCAACAAAGUGCAUCAAAACAGAAGAACAACUGACAACAUCCAACUUCAGCCUUCUUCAGUUCUUAGCGGCGCUCGCCUGGUGCUGGUAAGGCGGUUGGCGUAUCUUCUUGGCGUCCUACUAGUAGCAUUGAUGACAAAAAUGUAUGGUCCUCGAAUCCUCAUGGAUGAACAUCGAGGACACGCAAUCGCAAAACAAGUAGACUUCAUCUGGAAUUGUUGGACAACGUCAACGGAGGAGCUUCUCCGAAGGACCCAGAUCGGACAUCAACUGGAAAAUGAUACGAUUAAGAAAUCAUCUCUCCCAACUUUUGGUUUUGACUCUCCAUUCUAUCACUUUCACUGCUAGUAUCACCUCCACCCUUUGUUACUGGUGUUUACCCCUCGAGUAAGUACACUAAUAGGGAGGUGACAAGGAUAAUCAUGCUACGAAUACUAGCAGUGUGCUAAAACCAAUGGCAUAAUUGAUUGAAUUCAAUUUCGUAUGCUGGUGCAUAAUCUUGUUCGUUCUAAGAACUACAGUUACGGCUCUUCACAACCAAGAACGUCUUGUGGUUGGCUGCUUCCAUCGACAGCUGAUGAUCUACAGCUGCUAGGACAAAAUGUUUCCGACGCUUCUGGCGCGUGUCGAAUGCCAAUUGCUGAUGACCACCAUGGAUUUCGACACUUUACAAGGAACUGCUGCCCAAAUCUAUAUCUCCCUUCGACUAGUGCUGCGUACACCUACACCCCUGGCACGACUGGAAGUGCUCCGUACUACAGGAGUCAGAGCACCAAUGAAAGCCCUCAAAUGGUGGAUAUCAACACGUCGCAUAAUCCAAGGACGAGCUUCCUACCGUAUAACGCAUCAGCAACAGGAGCAAGCGCAAGCAGUAGUGCAGCAGUUCGGAUUCCAUUUCCAAUACCAAAGCGUACUAGCAUGAACGCGUUGACAAGGAAAUUUGCGACUUUGGAUCUAGGGACUCAAAGUCCACGUUUAGUCGAUGAAGAAAGCCUAGAAGGUAAAGAAGAAAGCCUGGAACUUGAAGAGGACAGUGAACAGGGUAUUCCUCGUGUACCGCAAGUAGCAAAGGCAAAGGAAUCGAAAACGGAUGUUUCAAACUCGGCUUCGGCAUGUCGUGGCCAUAAAGGACCAGGACGCUCUCUGCUUUCAGCCGCACCAGGCUCAGAAAUGUCGCCUACGGUGGAUAAGCAAGUUCUUGCAGGACACCAGAGUAGCGGUUCAGACGAGUCUAUUGGGAGUCCUAGUGGACAAAACCGAAAGGCUCAACAUUAUGGCUAUACCUAAUCCAUCUUUGGAAGCAUCCUUGAAACGUAUGGGGGAGUAUCGCAAGGGAACCCUCCCCCAUACUUUUCAAGAUCAAGGAUGCACGUGCGAGAUGAAUUGCGGACAGUGCUAACAACAAGGGAAUGCUGUUCAUGGCAAUACUUCUAGGCUGAAAAGGAAUCACGCAGGUCCCAGUAAUACGGCAGACACGUCUAGGCAAAGCACUACAGCAUCUACAAGAAGAUCGCCAGUAAACAGGGGAAGAACGGGCAUACAGCAGUCUUCGCAAGCACCGAAAGCCUAUUCGCAAAGGUCGCCAUCAAGUCAACAGAAAACUUCAGAAAUUACGACAGAAAUUUAUUGCAUUCUUAUGUUACGACCCUGCUCAUUGCUGCAAUAAUCAACUGAUUUGAUCAUGUUAUUCUAGUAGUAGUUUGUUACCUCUAGCUUCUUCACCAACAAAUUAUUUGUAUUUGAUUUUUUCUCUAAAAUGACUACGACACUCCGGUCGCCUGAUAGCGGGAGAAGCUCACUGCUAAGCGGCAUGGGUCAAGUGGCUAAGAUUCUUCAGCGACGGACGGUCGAUAAUUUCGCAGCUGCUGUCGAAGGCACCGCUGCUGGAGUCGCUAUAGUAGUUAAGAAGACUGAAACUGUGGUAGUGAAAGCAGUAGUAGUUAACUAAGCAGAAGCCAGAUUUUUCCAUCCAAUGACCGAGAGAAGCAUCAUCUCCAAUGCUCUUGACUACGGAUUUUAGGUAUGAUUAAAUACACUAUUCUUGGGACAUUUGGAAUUUGGAAAAGAAAUCGUACUAUUUCUUAUUCUUCCACAAAGACCGUUUCUAACAUAGGUGGAAGUUUUGGUGCACUGGGCGAGCAAUUUCCAAUUUUGAGGCAUUUGUGGGACUUCGCAAAUCACAACAUCAGGCGGCCGGAAAGGGUAGCUGUGGCCGUUGUCGUCAUGUUUCUUGGAGCGUUUCUCCGCAUGCAGGACAAUCACAUCGGACAAGGCUGA